This is a messenger RNA of Sesamum indicum (sesame), 444 nucleotides long. Lineage: Eukaryota; Viridiplantae; Streptophyta; Magnoliopsida; Lamiales; Pedaliaceae. The record is from RefSeq and is a predicted model, not a curated record.
AUGGACCGCAUGAGCCCCAAGUGUGACGUACGAAGCAUCUCGUUGAAUCUAGCAGAAAAUGAUAAGCUAGUUCAGGAUGGAGGUGCUCAACAGGGGGUGCGACUGGGGAAGUGGAGGGAGAAGAUGGUAACUGAGAGUCCUGCAUCAAAUGCUCAAGCACUUCUUCAGGACAGAAAGAAAAAGACAAUGGAAACUGAGGCAAUGAUCAUCAGCAAAGACUUGAAGGUGGAGCGUCCAUCCCAUGAGGCACCACUCAUCUCACCUAAGCACAGCUGCCUAUGCUCUCCCACCACCCAUGCCGGCUCGUUUCGCUGCCGCUUGCAUCAAGCCACCUCCCUCCACCGCGCUAAAAGCAUUGGCUCCACUGCCUGCCACCACUCACAAUCUAAAGUUACUCAGAUUUCCAAUAUGCUUACGCAGAAUAGUGCAGCCGAUGCUCAGUAA